AUGAGGCGCCAAAUCUCAGAGAAAAGCAGCUCCUUACUGAAAGAACUAAAACAGGCCGAAAAGCAACACAAAGCCUCACCCACUGAACCCCACAGACUAGAGGUCCACAAAAUUAGGACCAGCCUAGAAGCCCUACAAAUGCAACAAGUAGAACGUGCUAUCAGAAAAUUGAAAACAAUCUACUACAGACAGGGAAAUAGG
Pelobates cultripes (western spadefoot toad) is the source of this 201-nucleotide messenger RNA. Lineage: Eukaryota; Metazoa; Chordata; Amphibia; Anura; Pelobatidae. The record is from the annotation of a GenBank genome assembly.